Molecule: messenger RNA, 1511 nt
Organism: Drosophila subobscura
Lineage: Eukaryota; Metazoa; Arthropoda; Insecta; Diptera; Drosophilidae
Product: mucin-5AC-like
Exons: 2
Coding region: 111-1493 (460 amino acids)
Source: RefSeq, a predicted model, not a curated record
CUUUCCUCAAAAUCGUAUUAAGUAUUUCAUUGAAAUCUGAAAUAUAUUCCCUUUAUAUUCAUGCAAAUUAUAUGUGAAACAAUUUUGCUGGCAUUAAAUUCCCUUUGAAAAUGUACCCGAUGCGCGUGUCCUCCACGCUGUGCAUGUUCUUCCUGAUUAGAAUGAUGUUCCAUUUUCAAGUCCUCAAAGCGGCGCCAAUAUCGCAGUCCGUAGAGGCAGAGCCUUCUGAAUUUGCAUGGAGAGAAAAACGAGCAAGUACUUCAGCGCCAUCUUCGGAAACACUCGAUGACACUAUCAUGAUUACGAUGCCAGACAGACGAACGAACACACCGGAGGUAUCCAAGAUGAUACCAGAAGAUUCUCCUAGCAGUAGCACAGCGGAAAUCCAGAGCAGUACGCAAGAGGCAACCCCAAGGAGAACAGAUGAACCGCAGAGAGUGUUACAAGAGGUCAACCAAAAGAAACCAGAGGAAUCCCAGAGAAAUAGUUCAGUGGAAGUGCAGAUAAGCAGCCCAGAAGAAUUCCAAAGAAAUAUUCCAGCGGAGCCGCAAGGAAGUAGCACAGUGGAUCCCCAGAAUAAACCAGAAGAACCCCAGAGAAGUAGCCCAGAGGCACCCCAAAGCAUUAGCACAGUGAUUCCCCAGAGGAGACUAGAAGAAACCCAGGGAGGGACAGCAGAAGAACCCCAGAGAAGUAUUACAGUGGAACCCCAAAGCAGUAGCACAGUGGCUAACCAUUGGAGACUAGCAGAAACCCAGACAGGGACACCAGAGGACAACCCCGAAGAAGCAGCCAUCGGCUACAGCACAACGACAAAACCUGAACCUCAAACCCGAACCAAAAAGCAAACCCAAACCCAAGGCUCAAACAACAAGCACGGCCACCCUCCCGAUAAGGGACUUCGUAUGUUUGGGUUAAAAUCAUUCAAAAUUCCUGCAGCCGACCCUCAGAUGGACAGCAGAACCACAACUACGGCGAACGUGAUCAAUGAGAGCACACAGCAUCAGACACAGCUGACGAUACCGCUGGCACGGACAUACGGACUCAGAAAUCUUCCGUGGAGAGCGGUGAAGAACACGUGGAAGCAGAUGGACUAUGAGGAUGUGUGGAUGGACACGCGACUGGCGAUUGGACAGUAUAGUAGGAUUCCCCGUAUUCGAAUGGCAUCAAAUCCACUCGUCAACUAUUAUCCAGACGAUGCCAAGUUGGGGACAGUUUGCAAGCAAAUGUCCACGCUCUAUGGCAACGUAGCGUGGGAGAGAACACAUUCUAGAUUCUCAUUUUUUCCACACAAGAUCUACAUGCGGGCGCGCACAUUGAGAAAGGUUGACAAAAACUUUUGGAACAGACAAACCCGUAAUAGAUGCCACACUGGAAAGCUGUUGACCAGCGAUAUCAAUAAGUUUCUCUACUGCGAGAUUCAGCGUCACAUGUACAUGUCGGCUUAUUGCGGGAAACUUACGGCAGAACAACUAAUCGAUGUGGAGAUAUGAUGAUAAAUAUCUAUCAAA